This is a messenger RNA of Pseudonaja textilis, 1966 nucleotides long. RefSeq names its product guanosine monophosphate reductase 2 (gene GMPR2). Gene Ontology annotation, molecular function: GMP reductase activity. NCBI's taxonomy places the organism in Eukaryota, Metazoa, Chordata, Lepidosauria, Squamata, Elapidae. The record is from RefSeq and is a predicted model, not a curated record. Gene Ontology annotation, cellular component: GMP reductase complex. Gene Ontology annotation, biological process: nucleotide metabolic process.
GUUAAAAGCGAACGGCAGCCAGCUUCAAGGGCUUAGCGGAGACUUUGGAAGCCGAGAGAGGAUCGUAGUCGCUUCUAUCCCCCGCUCGGGGAGCUCCAAAAGACCGGAAGCGGGCGGGAAGCGAACCGGAAGUGGGAAUGGCGGGAAUAGUCAUGCAGAAGUCGAGGAAGAUGUUGACACGGAGGUCAUAAACAUUUAUUGGCAGCAACUUUCGGUUCCUGAAAGCAACACAGUUGACCCAGGGGAUCCAAGAUGCCCCACAUAGAUAAUGACAUUAAGUUGGACUUCAAGGAUGUCCUCCUGAGACCAAAACGGAGUACACUCAAAUCCCGGAGUGAGGUGGACCUUAUGAGGUCCUUCACCUUCCGUAACUCCAAGCAGACCUACACGGGGAUACCCAUCAUCGCGGCCAACAUGGACACUGUGGGGACCUUUGAGAUGGCCAAGGCUCUGUGCAAGUUCUCUCUCUUCACGGCCAUCCACAAACACUACUCUUUGCAGGAGUGGAAGGAAUUUGCAGCUCAGAAUCCAGAUUGUCUCCAGAACGUGGCCGCCAGCACCGGCACCUCCGACUUGGAGCACCUGGAGCGAGUCCUGGAGGCUGUGCCGCAGAUCCAGUAUAUCUGCCUGGACGUGGCCAACGGUUACUCCGAGCACUUCGUCCAGUUCUUGAGGGAUCUGCGGAAGAGGUUCCCCGAUCACACCAUCAUGGCCGGGAACGUCGUGACGGGCGAAAUGGUGGAGGAGCUCAUCCUGUCAGGUGCCGACAUCAUCAAAGUGGGGAUCGGACCAGGCUCCGUUUGUACCACCCGGAAGAAGACCGGGGUGGGCUAUCCUCAACUCAGCGCCGUCAUGGAGUGUGCGGACGCGGCCCACGGCCUCGGAGGACACAUCAUCUCGGACGGAGGCUGCCAUUGCCCAGGGGACGUGGCCAAAGCCUUCGGCGCUGGUGCAGAUUUCGUGAUGGUGGGAGGCAUGUUGGCUGGACACACCGAAUCCGGGGGAGACUUGAUUGAAAAAGAAGGCAAGAAAUACAAGCUUUUUUACGGCAUGAGCUCUGAGGUGUCCAUGAAGAAAUACGCCGGAGGAGUCGCCGAAUAUCGGGCAUCGGAAGGCAAGGUAGUGGAAGUGCCCUUCAAAGGGGACGUGGAGCACACCUUGAGGGACAUCCUGGGCGGCAUCCGCUCCACCUGCACCUACGUGGGGGCUGCCAAGCUGAAGGAGCUCAGCCGCAGGACCACGUUCGUCCGCGUCACCCAGCAGGUCAACCCCAUCUUUGGGGGGGAGGAUCAGCCUUGAGACAGCUGGGCCUGCUCCCUUCCCCGCCAGGCUGCUGGGGAGAUCAAACCCCGAAUGCGCCCCCCACCCCGUCUAAUCCCCGAAUGCCAGUCGAGGCAGGAGGGCUCUUUCCUUUAGACACACAGGUUGAUUCCUCUGUAGUGCGGAAGCUGGCAACCUCCUUUAGGUCUUAUUCCAACCUCACUUUCUCCCGCUUUUCCAUUCCGUGGGAAGGCAUUCCCUGCCAAUAGUACUGAUGACGUUCCCUAGCUGGGUCACGAGAUGCCUGCAAACACAGAACCAAGGAUCUAUCACUUCUCAUCCUUCUUUCUUCACUCUUCCUCUUCCUCCUCCACUUACAAACCUCUUUCCCUUGUAGUACUGAUGACAUUACCUACUUGGGUUGAGAAUUGUCUGCAAAAAAAACAUCCAAGCUCAGACAACCAAGCACCUACACUUCUUCCUCUCAGAAACCCUACCGCCUUCUAACACGGAUGAUGUUAUCUAAUUAGGUCAUGAAAUGUUAAGGUCAUGAAACAACCAGGCUCAGAGAGCACCAAGGACCCCACAGUCCGUCCUUCUAACCUCACUCCCACGGAUGACAUUCCCUAGUAGGGUCAUGAAACGUCUGCAAGGCAACCAAGCUGAGCACCAAGGACCACACAGUCCACCUCCUUGUCCUCUCCAC